GUAAAAAUGGUAGUUGGUCAGCGGUCAACAAACAUCAGAGAAAACGACCAAUUAACGAGCGUAUUUCUUCUCUUAUUCCAUAAUUUCCAAUAUGAUUUGAUGCAGAGCCCUCUUGUAUUUCGAAUAGAAGGCUAUGAUUUGAUGGAUUUGAUAUUUGAUUGACUUCCACGAGUUUAAAGAUGGACGAUGCAAUUGUCAAGAAUCAUUUCCUUUUUUUAUUUUAAUGAUACGUCAAACUACCUAACAAUUGGACUUUACGGCUGCUAGACAUGCUUACAAAUGAAGCAAAUUUAUAGGAAUUUGGAAAAAGAUAGUUCAGGAGUGAUAGGAUUGAUACCAGAUGAAGCUGAGGAUAUGUGGCAUGCAUACAAUCUUAUUGCUGUUGGUGAUGAAUUACGAGCACCUACUAUACGGAGAGUGCAAACUGAAUCGUCAACAGGUUCAGUAAGUAGCAACAAGGUUAGGACUACGUUGACAAUAAAGGUUGAGGGUGUGGAAUAUGAUACACAGGCAUGUGUUCUGAGGAUCAAAGGGAGGAAUGUGGAAGAGAAUCAAUAUGUUAAGAUGGGUGCUUAUCAUACCAUUGACUUGGAACUUAACAGAAAAUUUACAUUGUCAAAAGAUCACUGGGAUUUUGUGGCUCUUGAAAGAAUAGAUCUUGCAUGUGAUCCAACACAACAUGCAGAUUUGGGAGCUGUUAUCAUGCAUGAAGGUCUGUGUCAUGUAUGUUUAAUCACAGCCAGUAUGACUUUAAUCCGAGCAAAAAUAGACAUGAAUAUUCCAAGAAAACGUAAAGGAUACUGUGGUCAGCAUGACAAGGGUAUCAUGAAAUUCUAUGAUGCUGUGAUUCAAGCUAUAGUCAGGCAUAUAAAGUUUGAUAUUGUCAAAUGUGUUCUCUUGGGAAGUCCAGGAUUUGUUAAGGAUCAGUUUUAUGAAUAUAUGUUCAAUCAAGCAACAAAGAAUGAUAUGAAAGUUCUUUUGGAGAACAAGUCUAAAUUUUUAUUGGUACAUUCAUCGUCAGGUCAUAAACAUGUUAUUAAAGAGAUCAUCUCUGAUGCAGCUGUUAGCAAUAAAAUUUCUGACACAAAAGCUAGUGGAGAGGUGAAAGCAUUGGAUAAUUUUUAUCAAGUUUUGCAAACUGACCAAGAUCGUGCAUAUUAUGGAAUGAAACAUGUGGAGAAAGCAAACGACGUUUUAGCUAUUGAAACUUUAUUGGUGUCUGAUGAAUUAUUUAGAGCGACAGAUAUUGCUGUGCGAAAGAAAUAUGUUAAUCUUGUAGAAAGUGUCAAAGAAAAUGGAGGCGAAGUAAAGAUAUUUUCAAGUCUUCACGUGUCUGGCGAACAACUUGGACAGCUGUCAGGGGUGGCGGCCAUAUUGAGAUUUCCUGUACCGGAUAUAGAAGAUGACGAAGAUGACGAGGAUGACGACGACAGUGAGUUGGAUUAGAAGCACCGUAAACAAGGUCAGAAGCACUUGAAAAUAAAUUACUUCACUGCUUGAAACUGUUAAAUAAUAAAUAUGUAAAAAUUUACAUUUUGCUCUCAGCAGCGAAGUAGAAUGAUCUUCUACAUGGUGGCAGGGUGUAUAAAAAGAGAAGAGCUUUAGAAAUUUGUGCCAAUAUAACUGAAAUUUCAAUGUCCACGGGUGCAUUAUUGUACAUACAUUAGAUUAAUUUCUUCUAAUUUUUUAUACGCCCUGUUACCUGUAAUAUAGACCAGAAAACGUAAUUGUGAGUCUUUACAAUUACAUCACGUGAUAUAAAAGUUCUGGUUAUACAGGGGGGUAGGGAAAUGACAGCGGACUACGCGCAUACAGAGCAAUUAAUUUAUGUAAACAUUGCCAUUAAUGGAAGUUGUCCCACUUGUCAAAUUAAUAUGACGAAGAAUGACAUGUUAGUUAUAUUAAAUACCCUUUCAUGAGCAUGUUUCAACUUAAAAUGUUUAAAUAAAUACUUUGAAGUAUUUUAUACAAA
This is a messenger RNA of Xenia sp. Carnegie-2017, 1972 nucleotides long. RefSeq names its product protein pelota homolog. Gene Ontology annotation, cellular component: cytoplasm. Gene Ontology annotation, biological process: RNA surveillance; nuclear-transcribed mRNA catabolic process, non-stop decay; ribosome disassembly. NCBI's taxonomy places the organism in Eukaryota, Metazoa, Cnidaria, Anthozoa, Malacalcyonacea, Xeniidae. The record is from RefSeq and is a predicted model, not a curated record. The coding region runs from base 280 to 1446 and encodes 388 amino acids. The transcript has 14 exons.